AUGCAAGUUAUUAAAAAAAUCAAUAAUAACGUGGCAAUUUGCUUAGAUCAAAACAAUGACGAAUUGGUAGCUUUUGGCAAAGGCAUCGGUUUUCCGGCAAUGCCUUAUAAACUGACAGAUUUGCGUAAGAUCAGAAUGACUUUUUACCGCAUGGAUACCCACAAUUUUAAGUUAAUCCAGGAAUUGCCAGCAAAUAUAUUGGAUAUCAGUGCCGAGAUUAUUCAUGAGGCACAAGUUGUUCUUAAGCACGAUCUAAAUCCAAAUAUUUUGUUUAGUUUAGCGGAUCACAUUAAUUUUGCGAUUGAGCGGGCUAAGCAAAAUCUUAAAGUUGAGUACCCUUUUUCCUAUGAUAUUCAGGCGUUUUAUCCGCAAGAAUACCAUGUAGGUGAAUUAGCAGUGAAAUUAAUUAAUCAAAAAGCUGAAUGUCAAACUACCACCGGAAGAAAAGAUUGCCAUUGCAAUGCAUUUCAUUAA
Messenger RNA from Apis florea (little honeybee), 474 nucleotides. RefSeq names its product levansucrase and sucrase synthesis operon antiterminator-like. Lineage: Eukaryota; Metazoa; Arthropoda; Insecta; Hymenoptera; Apidae. The record is from RefSeq and is a predicted model, not a curated record.